Trichobilharzia regenti is the source of this 3839-nucleotide messenger RNA. The record is from the annotation of a GenBank genome assembly. Lineage: Eukaryota; Metazoa; Platyhelminthes; Trematoda; Strigeidida; Schistosomatidae.
AUGAGCGAGUUGGGUUCUUUAAUUUAUGACGUCGCCGAGGAGAUUGUUCGUUACUUUAGUACUCGAAAACUUGAAUUAGGAUGGGAUGAUUCCACUUCCAAAUCGGUCAUAGAUUCUUCGGUGCCUAAAAGGAUUUUGGGGACAGUAAAGAUGUAUAAGUCCUUAGAAAAAUUUCCGGAGACUAGGCGAUUACUCUCAUGUAUCGAAUCAAGUUCUUUGCAAAGUGAUAGAGUGCUCGAAAAGACGAUAAGAAAAUUGCUGGAAAAUUGCAUUCAUCAAAUCUAUUCGACUGAAAACUCUAAGACAGUGCCGCCAUCGCAUAAGUUCACAGAAUGUGUUUCUGCUGUCUCAGAAAAUGAACAGUGUGACUGUUUAAGAAUGCUCUCUACACCAAAUGUACCAAGUUAUGCCUCUUCAAUCCAACAGUACGAGGCCAGCAGUGCCCAAAGAAUAGUAGCUUUUGCUUCAAAAAUGCUUUGUGACCUGUUUUUUCUAGCAGAUCGUCGUAAGCGCAAAGAAAAUUUAUUUAUAGCCGUACCAGAUACAAAGAGAACUCAUAAACUUAUCACGGAUAUUUCACUUCCAGCAGCGGACGCCACCAUGUUUACAGUUAGCACAAUUGAUGAGGAUGAAGUUGUGAAUUCUGGCAAUCGGAAAAAUAUGAUGAAUAGAAAAUACACAAUUCAUACCAAAAAGUCGACCACUUCUGAUUCAAGGGAGCAGAGUGAUACAUUAAAUAAUGAAUUUCGAAAAACUGGAAAACACCCACUAUUUACCCGUAUCAGCACAGAAUCUUCAUGUCAUCGUCCUGUGUUUGUUUCAGAUUUCUUUCAUGAUACCACAAGUAAUAUUUAUGCGGAGCAAAUCUGCGCACAUAUGGGAAAAAGUCAAGAUGAAAAACGGAAGAAUAACUCUGUAUCACCUGGUAGUUCAAAACAGUCAUUUCACGUAAAUCUAACUCCUUUCAUGGAUAAAAAACCAUCUUUACCUCAAGUAAACUUGUCAAAUUGUAAUGUUUUUACCAUUGAAAGAUGCAAUGAAAGCAUAAAAGAUGAUUAUCCAUUAGCUUUUUCCACCGACAAGUCUUUAUUAUUGCUUCCUGACCUUAAAGGUCACUCUUAUUGUAGUAAAUCACAGCCAGGAGAAUCAUUUCAACCAGUUCAUUUAAAUCACUGUACAGGACAGUUUUACAAAAAUGCAACAUCAAAAACUAAUAAAUGCAAACGAGAGGGAUUUAUUUUAUCAAUAGACAAACGUUUGGAAAAACACAGGAUUAAUGAAAAGAAAAUUCAACCGUGCGAAACUCCAAACUUCUGCGUGGAUCGGAAGAAGAAAAUAAACUCUAAGGUGAAGGAUCGUAAGACGGUAAAUAUGAACGAAACUGUAAAAGCCGUCAACUCGACUGAUAUUUCUAAUAAACGUUUGACUUCACGGAAAGUUAUCAGAAAACCGAAGGUUUUUCAAUUGGUUAGUGGUUCAACUGAUCAACAUUCUGUUAAGUCACUGAAAAAUCCUGAUCGAUCUACUAAAGCAACUGAAAAAUUAUUCUUUCCAUCGGAGAGACAUUCACUUAUGAAUUCUUUCAAGUCUAAUUCUAACGAAGCUAUCGAUUUUGUAAAAGUAGAUGUGCAAUCCAAGGCUGAUACAGCAGUCAAGUCUAAAAUAUUUUCUGAUGAAAUUUACAUGCAGCUGAAUGGUCUCAAUAGUUGCUACACGUGUGAAAUUUCUGACAGUCGAGAGCGUCAAUCCAGAAUAUCAAGAAAAUAUACCACAAUUUAUUGUAUUCAACUGAAAUCACAUAAAUGCCCACAAGAAGCCUACGAACAUAUUUCGCAUAAUCCUAGUUUCCAGACUGUAAAUGAAAGUUUAUACUAUGCACCACCCUUAAAUAUCAUUCUUCGAGGUUCAAAAGAGACUUCACCAAAACUUCAAAUCAGUAAUGCAAAACCGGGGUGCCUUAAAAAUAUAGCUGGACGUCUACUUUUGGUGGGUGAAGAUCGACUGCAAUCGACCGGCCAUGAAUGUAUUAAUAGUUGGUCAACUUUUGGUGAAAAACAAAUGUUUUCCAGUGGAAAUAACUGCGAAGUAAGAUAUUUUGCAGUGGCGUGUACUAACCUUGGUGAACUGUUGGUGUUGGAGAUUCUCCCAAAUACAUCCGUUUUAUACAAAAGUUAUUUUAGAUGGUACAUAAGAGAUAUAACAGUUGAGGAUGUCGAAAAUAAUGUACAUUAUCACUUCCAUUUUAAUAAUUGGUUGGUUCCAAAUGAAAGAAUGAUUUCCCAAAGAUGUAAUCAUCCGUGCAAGUUAUCCUGUUUAGUUGAUUUACUAAAUGAGGGCAGUUCAUCUACUGUAAAGUCACAGGGUCAAUUUUUGCGUCAAAAUGGAAGUACGAGACAAAGUGAAAAGAAUUGUAAUGGAGAUAAACUAAUAGAUAAAAAAGCUUCUGGACCUGUCGCAUGUACUCCAGAUAUGUUAUGCAUUCCUUCAAACAGACAAUUCAACUAUUCGUUUUUUAAUCCGAAAACUGUUUGCCAAACAAUUCAUACAAUUGUAAUGUUUGUCAUAUAUAAUGGUCACCAUGAUGACAUGUGGAUUCAUAAAACAGAUCCUCUUGAUUUAAAACACAAUAUUGAAAUCGGUAUCAUAAAUGCAAAAGUGAGCAACAUUUUUCAAAUUUCCCACUGGCCUGUUCAAGUCAAAAUAGUUAAACAAUAUAUGAGUGCAAGCGAACUAAUUUAUAAUUGUUUAAAGCAUCUUAUUGCAACAGUUUCAGAAGAAGUUGAGCCUAGAAGCUGUAAAAUAACGUUAUCACAUUUGGAUUUGGACAAGUCAAGUAGGAACGAAUGCACGUGUUAUGUUUUGUUACAUGUCAUAUCCGAAUUAAACUUUCAAGACGUCAUAGCCAAUACAUCUGGUGAAUUUCUUAAUUCAUACGAGGUCGAAACGAUAAAGACUGAGAUACCAGAGAUGAUACAAAACCCUGUACUGAAGCUUCCACCAAUACUUAAAUCCUGCUUAGCAAAUAAUUUUCAGCUAGAAGAAAUUGAAGGCAAUCCUACACAUUUUUAUAAUGCAUCAGAUUUACCCGGAAUUUGUGCAAACAAGAUAGAAGAUGUAGAUGUUGGAUAUGAUGAAUCUUUCUAUAGUGAACUCGAUGAUGAACUAACCUCAGAAAAUGAAAAGAAUACAACUGAGUCAACUGACGCAAUAGGGAAUAUCAUCAGCGUCAAAGUCAGCUCCUUAGAAUCAAAAGAUGAACUACCUACUUAUAUAUGUUCGCCUGAAAUUAUACAGCCUGUGAAGAUGCAAAUCCCACCUAAAACGAAUUCGGAUUAUUUACAAAAAUCAAGAUUAUUUUUCGAUCCUAACUAUCCCAAGAUUCCUAAGAAAAACCAUUCAGCCUCUGAGAGUCUGAAAACGUCUAAAAAUGUGAAAUCUUUUGAGGUAAACACUUGUAACACAACUCGGUUUAUUCUGAAAGACAGUGGUGGUAUUGAUUCAACUAUUUCAAGUAACAUAUUCAAUUGUAACUCAUCAGUCCAACCACUAACUUUUUCGCCAAAUCCCUUUGAAAUCUUUCAAGAUCCCAAACAAUUGAGUGAAUACAAUAUCCUUAACAGUCUACUUUCUGAAAAAGAUACCGACAACUUUUCAUGAUAUUAUAUAAUAUACUUGAAAAUUAAUAUUGUUCCAAGGCUGUGUUGUCAAAAUGUGGAUCAACUUUUCUCUUAAGAGGUAAAUAUUUAUUUCGAUACUUUUCGUUGUUGCAUUAUCAAAGAUCGGAAGCAUUGUUAUACAGUCGAUAGAAACCGUCGUAUUGGUGAUUAGAUGUAUUUGCU